UAAAUUUGUAAAUUAGUUUUAUAAAAUAAUGGAAUGGAAUAAAUUUGUAGUGGUCGUAGCUAUUGUAGCUCAUUUUACUUCAUGUGGAUUUUCGCAAGUCAUUUCAGAAUACUGCAAUCCUAAUCCCUGCCAAAACGGAGGAAGCUGCGAGAAUACAUCAAGAAUUUAUUCAUUUUAUAGAUGUGAUGGCUACUUCGACGAUACCCGCUCUAGCAAUGAAUACUGUUCAAACAACCCUAAUCCCUGCCGAAACGGAGGAACUUGUGUGAAUUCAAUACUUUAUUCAUUUUAUAUCUGCAAGUGCAUGGCGGGUUUCUACGGCGCCUCGUGCUCCAGCGACAAAUUCUGUUCGCACCAUCCAGAUUAUUGUAGAAAUGGAGGAAGCUGUGUCAAUACACCAGGACAGGAACCAUAUUACAUAUGCAAUUUCAUGCAAGGCAACUACGGCAACAACUGCUCUAAAGGUAAGGAGUGGAUUGCUGGAAUUGGUGUGGUAUUAAUUGCAAUUGUUACUGUAAUAUGCUGCUGUACUGGAAUAUGCUUCUGCAUUUGCCGAAAACGGUCACGCAGAGGUUCGCUUCCAAAUUCGAAUACAAGGCCGGCGAAUCCAUACGACACAACAGGCCUUCACUAAGGAUUCUGCAUUUUUAAGAUCGUGAAGGGGAGACUCGUCUGAGUUGGGAACUGCAAAAUAAAUUCAAAGUUCCAUUUUUACCAUAUGUUUUCACACUUCGACUUCAAAUAAAGUUAUGGUCUUGCAGCUACUGUUAUGUAUGUAGCGAAUAUUUUUGUAAGAACUCGAUGAUUUUUGUUCCAUCAUGUUCUACCCAAUUUUUACACUCUGUACUAGAAGUUAACAUCAAAAGACCAGUCAAAAAAAUAUUGAUGAGAAGAAAAGAGUUUGGUAAUUUUCAUUUUUGUGAUUUGAUAAUUUUACUAUGAAUUUGCUACACCCGUCAAAGCGCCGAGAAUGGAAUUGCACCUCUCGUAUGUUUGAAUAUUCAUCAAAAAUUUCAGAAAUUGAACACUUAGCCGUCGCAAGAUUAUCAACCCACACUCUAGUCGUUUCGAACAUAGCCCAUUUGAACUAGCUAGCGG
Messenger RNA from Styela clava, 1098 nucleotides. The record is from RefSeq and is a predicted model, not a curated record. NCBI's taxonomy places the organism in Eukaryota, Metazoa, Chordata, Ascidiacea, Stolidobranchia, Styelidae.